Messenger RNA from Eimeria acervulina, 471 nucleotides. RefSeq lists its product as hypothetical. Lineage: Eukaryota; Apicomplexa; Conoidasida; Eucoccidiorida; Eimeriidae. Bases 1 to 471 code for a protein of 156 amino acids. The record is from RefSeq and is a predicted model, not a curated record. The transcript is spliced from 4 exons.
AUGCAUGCAGAGGACCCUGACGGCAGUCGAGAAUGGAGAGAAGUCGGAAAGGAAGAACCAAGCAUCGAGGAGCUGCAGCAAAAAGAAGAAGUUCUGCAGCAGCAGCUGCAAAAACAAAAACGCAAAUUAUUACAAAUUGAAUUAAAGUUAGAAGACCUCAAAGAGGAGACAGCGGAGAUGCAGCAGCAAGUAGAACCAAAGAAAGAAGCUGCUGCUGCGCUGCUGCGGCAACUGGGCUCGCUGCAGCAGCGCUUAGAAGACGCUAUGCUGCCGCAGCUAGCUACUCUGCAGCAGCAGCUAGCUACGCAGUUAGCUACAGCACGAGUGAAUGUAAUGCAAGGUCAGCCUCCUUCAGCAGCAGUUGCUGCUGAGCUGCAGCAGCAAGAGAUAAGGAGACAAAGAAGGAGACAAAUUUUAAUCGAAGAAGCAGAGAGGAGGCGACAAGAGAAAGAGCGAGAGGAGACAACGUAA